Molecule: messenger RNA, 2365 nt
Organism: Prunus mume (Japanese apricot)
Lineage: Eukaryota; Viridiplantae; Streptophyta; Magnoliopsida; Rosales; Rosaceae
Source: RefSeq, a predicted model, not a curated record
ACGUUGAUGCACAUACGUCCACCAACCAUCGCUGCUCUCGUAACCGUUUUUUCUGUUUAUUCUAUAUUUCUCUCUCUCUCUCUCUCUCUCUCUCUCUCUCUCUCACAGAUUCCAUCUGUUAACCUAAACCCACAUCAAAUCUUUGAUCUAAACACUCACUAUUGAUCCCGCAUUGCCUUCUCAGAUCCAAACCUUCUCCUCCCACUAACCCACAUUUCCUCUCGCAGAUCUUCGAUCGUCGGUUUAAUUUGAUCUUAGAUCAAUGGCCAGAUUGGAGAGCUUGAUCGGCCUGGUCAACAGAAUCCAGCGAGCCUGCACCGUUCUAGGCGAUCAUGGCGGUGAGGGUUUGUCACUCUGGGAAGCUCUUCCUACCGUUGCCGUUGUUGGAGGCCAGAGUUCUGGAAAGUCAUCGGUUUUGGAGAGCGUGGUCGGGAGAGAUUUCUUGCCUCGUGGAUCCGGUAUUGUGACAAGGAGACCGUUAGUGUUGCAACUUCACCAGACGGAUGAGGGACGGGCUGAAUAUGGAGAGUUUCUUCAUGCACCUAAGAAGAAGUUCACUGAUUUUGCUUCUGUACGUAAGGAGAUCCAGGAUGAGACUGAUCGUAUAACUGGGAAAACAAAACACAUCUCCAACAUUCCAAUUCAUCUCAGCAUAUAUUCUCCAAAUGUUGUAAACUUGACACUUGUAGAUCUUCCUGGAUUGACGAAGGUGGCUGUAGAGGGACAACCAGACACCAUUGUUGAAGAUAUUGAGAAUAUGGUCCGUUCUUACGUUGAGAAGCCUAACUGCAUUAUAUUGGCCAUAUCACCUGCUAAUCAAGAUAUUGCCACUUCAGAUGCCAUCAAACUUGCAAAAGAAGUCGACCCUACAGGUGAAAGGACAUUUGGAGUGCUAACAAAACUUGAUCUGAUGGACAAGGGAACCAACGCUCUGGAUGUUAUAGAAGGAAGGUCAUAUAGACUGCAACACCCAUGGGUUGGAAUUGUGAACCGUUCACAAGCUGAUAUCAACAAGAACGUUGACAUGAUUGCUGCUCGUCGGAAGGAGAAAGAAUACUUUGAAACUAGUCCUGAAUAUGGACACUUGGCGCACAAAAUGGGCUCAGAGUAUCUUGCCAAACUUUUGUCUAAGCAUCUGGAGAUUGUCAUCAGGCAGCGUAUACCUAGUAUCAUUGCUUUGAUAAAUAAGACCAUUGAUGAGCUUAAUGCCGAGCUGGAUCGCAUAGGCAGGCCAAUUGGUGUAGAUUCAGGGGCCCAGCUAUACACUAUUUUAGAACUAUGUCGUGCAUUUGACCGUGUUUUUAAGGAACACCUGGAUGGAGGGCGACCUGGUGGAGAUCGAAUAUAUAAAGUUUUUGACCAUCAAUUACCGGCUGCCUUGAAAAAGCUUCCCUUUGAUCGUCACCUCUCUUUAAAGAAUGUCCAAAAAGUUGUUACUGAGGCUGAUGGCUAUCAGCCCCAUUUGAUUGCUCCAGAACAAGGAUACCGAAGACUCAUUGACGGAUCUAUUGUCUAUUUCAAAGGACCAGCUGAAGCCUCUGUGGAUGCUGUGCACUUUGUUUUGAAAGAACUUGUACGGAAGUCAAUAGCUGAAACAGAGGUAUUUUUACAAUUUUACACGUGAUUUAAGCAGUUUUAUGCAAAAUCAGUCUGCACCAGUGCUUUUACUUUGAAUUGAAAAUUUCGUGACGAAAGCAGGAAAACAGUUACACGGCUGGUGGAAAUGGAGUCUAGUUAUCUGACAGUCGAAUUUUUCAGAAAGCUUAAUCUUGAAUCAGACAAAGGUCCAAAUCAAACAGGACCAAAUGCGGACAAAAACUCAAAAGAACCAGUACAAAACAUGGACCGUUUUGGAGAUAAUUAUCUCAGGAGAAUUGCAUCAAAUGUCAACUCUUACAUCAAUAUGGUUUGUGAGACGCUGAGGAAUUCGAUUCCCAAGGCUGUUGUUCACUGUCAAGUUCGAGAGGCCAAGAGAUCUCUGCUCAACCUCUUCUACACCCAAAUUGGGAGGCAAGAGAAGGAGAGGCUUGGUGCAAUGUUGGAUGAGGAUCCAGCGCUCAUGGAAAAGCGAACGAACAUUGCCAAACGGCUUGAACUAUACAAGUCAGCUAGAGAUGAGAUCGAUUCUGUAGCAUGGAAAUGAUGGAGCCACAUUAGAUUGCAUGAGGCUGCUCAUACUAGAUUUGACAUGACAAAAUACCAGAUUUGGACGUGCAUAUUCUUCUUUCUACUUGAAAUAAGAAAAACCCAGAGGUGCUGCAAGAGCUUAGAUUUGAAUUGAACUUGCACGUGAUUCUUUCACCGCUUUUUUUCUUCAUUGAACAUAAACUUCAACUCAAUGUACAAUUAUAUGAUUCUUUCUUAA